CGCCUUGAGAGUUUUGCUCAACAAGAGAAAUAUUUCACCGAUUUGUGCAGCUUUCCCAGAGCGGUGGCUAUAAUUGGUCUCGACCGUGCAGUAACUGUAGUGGGCUUUAUAAACCCUAAACCCUGUCUUUACCAUGAAGUGCUCUUGCCGUCUCACCUAAAGCUGUCCGAAGCUCUUUGUCGAGGUCGGAAGAAAUUUCAAAUUUGAGAAGUAGAUUGGAGCAGCUAUGUCGGCCGACCUUGAUGAUCUUGUGGGAUUUCUCGCCUCGCCAUCCCCACAGUUGAAGAAGGCCGCCGUGGACAUUGUACAAGGCCUCACUGGGACUGAAGAUGGCCUCCGCGUUUUGAGUUCCAAAUGUUCGCAACUGUUGCCGCCUCUUCUGAAUCUCUUAGCAGAUACGCAGGAGAUUGCUCAACCAGCAGCGGAGGCCCUCGUAAAUCUCUCUCAGGACAACAAGUCAGUGGAUACUUUUUUAAAUGCUGGAGCUGUCGAGAAAGUGAUGGAAUUAAUUGGCAAGAGUGGCUGCGGCAUCAAUCGGUUGCUGGUGAUGCUUCUUGUCAAUCUCACACAGGUCGAGUCUGGUGCGAAACGGCUUCUCCAGGAGGGAGAUGAAAAAUUGGCUGGAUUGAAUGUCAGUCGGCUCGUGAGAUUCUUCACCAGAUUUUCUUCGGACAAGGAAAACGAGGAUGCGUUCGAGCAUGUGGCUCCAAUUCUUGUGAACAUAACCCGCUUACAGUCAGGGAGGAAACUUAUUCUGGAUCAAAGCAGGGGUCUCUUCAAGCAGAUACUUCCUCAAAUCGACUCCCGAAGUCUAAUACGACGGCAAGGGGUUGCCGGUACUGUUCGCAAUUGCUGUUUUGAAGCCGAAGAGGAAUUGCCGAGUUUACUUUUGGCGUCUUCUUUUCUUUGGCCAGCUCUUCUGUUGCCAUUGGCAGGAAAGCGGGCUUACAGCGAAGAGGACACAGAUAAGAUGCCUCUUGAGCUAGCUACUCCUUUGUCGUUCGAGCGGGAUGGAGAAGAUGAUCCCCAAGUUCGUAUAGAGGCUGCCGAUGCGCUGUACUUGAUUGCCUUACAGGAGGGUGGUCGGAGAGCGUUUUGGAACGUCAACGGAACAAGAAUAAUACAAGUAGGCUACGAGUACGAAGAAGAUCCAAAAGUCAUGGAGGCCUACGAAAGACUUGGAGCUUUGAUCGUGCAAGAAAGUUUUGAUGUCGAGGAAGACACCGGCGGGUUUGUUCAAACUUGAGUCAAAGAAUAUAGAUUCCCAAGUGCAGCUUAACUCAAUCCACUUUGAUUAUGUUAGAAAAUCAAUGUGGAUGCAAGGGAACUGUGAGAUUUAGUUGGGUUAUAGUAUGAUCCUUUUAAAGCAAUCGAUUCAUUGGCUAGCAUUUGAAGGUUGUCCACUUUGCCUAGAGUGGAUCUGGCAGCUUGUUACCCUGGUAGGGUCGCAACUACAUGCCAGGCAGUUGUACAUAUCUACCAGAUUCGACUGAUGCAGUCCAAACCGCUGCCUAAUGCGAACUGGCAGAAUUUUGGUUGUCUUCCUAUUUUACAAGCAGGGCAGGUAGCCAUUACGAUUAGAAGGCAAGGCCAACGCGAUUAUGGUUUUUGAGUUCUAUCGUUCGCGUGUCAUUAUUGUGGGAUUUAAGAGGAUGGAUUGAAAAGAAAUUAUGCUAUUCAUAGAAACUGUAAUGAUAGUUUAUUCGAAUUGAAAUUGGUUUUUG
Molecule: messenger RNA, 1724 nt
Organism: Marchantia polymorpha subsp. ruderalis
Lineage: Eukaryota; Viridiplantae; Streptophyta; Marchantiopsida; Marchantiales; Marchantiaceae
Source: the annotation of a GenBank genome assembly